This is a messenger RNA of Paramecium octaurelia, 343 nucleotides long. Lineage: Eukaryota; Ciliophora; Oligohymenophorea; Peniculida; Parameciidae. The record is from the annotation of a GenBank genome assembly.
AUGGAUUAUGAAUUGAUCAAAUUAAAAUACCCUAAUAUAGUAAAAAAUAACAAUAUUGUUUUAAAAAGGAAUACACAAAUAGAGAUGGAAAAUUCCUAGAUUAGUUCUGUGUAUUACAACAUUCAGAAACUGAUAUUAGUUUCUUAUAUUUUAGUUGCCUCUGAAGAAGGACGAUAAUUGAAAUUGUAAAAAUAAACCUACUGAUGUAUUAGUAGACAGAGGAAUGCAAGAGAGUAAUUAUAUUCUUAUAAAAUUAUGUAAAACUAGUAAUAGGCUGAUGAGUAGUCAAUCUUUAAAUGAUAUUUAACAAUUAAGAAUAUGAAUACAAUAUUUUAUAUAAGGC